Molecule: messenger RNA, 3140 nt
Organism: Toxotes jaculatrix (banded archerfish)
Lineage: Eukaryota; Metazoa; Chordata; Actinopteri; Toxotidae
Product: very long-chain acyl-CoA synthetase
Exons: 10
Coding region: 30-1889 (619 amino acids)
Molecular function (GO): long-chain fatty acid-CoA ligase activity; long-chain fatty acid transmembrane transporter activity
Source: RefSeq, a predicted model, not a curated record
AAAGUGCGGUGUGGCGGCUUCAGGUCAGGAUGAUGGUGACCCUGGUGUUCACCAGCGUCGCGGCAGGACUCGUGGCUCUUGCUCUCUACCAGAGGAUGACCUACCCCUUCUUCUGGGCGGAUUUGAUUUACUACUUGAAACUUCGCCGGUACAGAAAGACGCUGCAGGGUAGAAUGCAGCGAGGAAUCAUCACAUACCUCGACUGUUUUCUCAACCGGGCGAAAAACAACCCGAACAAACCCUUCGUUAUCUUCGACAACCAGACUCUGACGUACCGGGACGUGGACCGCAGGAGCAGCCAGUUUGCCAGGGCGUUCAGGACGGAGAGCUCUUUGAAAAAGGGAGACGUUGUUGCUCAGUUGAUGUGCAACGAACCGGACUUUAUUUGCGUGUGGUUGGGACUGUGUAAACUGGGCUGCGAAGUCGCUUUUCUCAACGUCAACGUUAAAGCCAGAUCUCUGCUUCACUGCGUCCGGAGCUGCGGAGCCACGGCGCUCGUUGUGGGCGCAGAUUUGGUGCAUUUGGUGGAAGAGGUGAUGCCUGAGAUGAAGAAGGACAACAUGACAGUGUGGGUGGUGGAUCGCACGUCACCCUCUGCGAAUUUCAAUAGUUUAUUAGAUAAGGUGGAGCACAUGUCUGGAGAAACCUUAAGUGAACUCCCUAAAGUGGACAUCAUGUCGAACUUCCUCUUCAUUUUUACUUCGGGCACCACAGGUCUCUCCAAGGCAGCCCGCGUAGGUCAUUUGAAAGCCAUUUUGAGCAUGGCCUUCUUUCAGAUGUGUGGAGCCACAUCUGAUGACAUCAUCUACAUCACUCUUCCUCUUUACCACAUGUCUGCUUCUCUGUUGGGAAUCGGAGGAUGCAUACAACUUGGUGCAACCUGUGUGUUAAAAAAGAAGUUUUCUGCCAGUCAGUUUUGGAAGGACUGUGUCCAACACAAUGUGACCGUGGUGCAGUACAUAGGAGAACUCUGUCGAUACCUGGUUAACCAUCCCGUGGUUCCAGAGGAGAGCGCUCACAGGGUUCGCCUGGCAGCAGGAAGUGGCCUCAGAUCAGAUGUUUGGAAGAAGUUUGUCAAGCGCUUUGGUGGGAUCAAGAUCAGAGAGGGUUAUGGGUUGACGGAGGCCAGCGUCGGCUUCCUCAACUACACCGAUGAGGUCGGACCAAUUGGGAGGGCGAGCUAUUUCAACAAGCUUUCUAUGCCAUUUGAGCUCCUUAAGUAUGAUCCACAAACAUACGAACCAGUCAGAGCAGACUCUGGAAGGUGCAUACGAGCCCAAACAGGAGAGGCAGGGAUCCUCGUAGCUCCCGUGACCGCAGUGAACCAGUUUCUGGGCUAUGCUGGGAACAAGGUCCAGUCGGAGAAGAAGCUGCUCAGGGAUGUGUUCAAAGCUGGGGACGUGUAUUUCAACACCGGAGACCUACUGCUCCGUGAUCACCGGGACUUUCUUUACUUCCACGACCGCGUCGGCGACACCUUCAGGUGGAAAGGAGAGAAUGUGUCCACCACAGAGGUGUCAGAGGUUUUAGGACUUCUUGAUUUUAUCAAGGAGGCCAACGUCUAUGGAGUCACUCUACCAGGAUACGAAGGUCGAGUAGGUAUGGCUGCUAUCGUGCUAACACACGAUCACAGAUUAGAUGGAACAAAACUCCACGAGCAUUUAGUAAAAACUCUUCCUGCAUAUGCCUGGCCCUGGUUUCUCAGAAUACAGACCUCUCUGGAUGUGACCGAGACCUUCAAGCAGCAGAAGAUGAAGCUGGUCCAGGAGGGUUUGAAUCUGGAUGUCACCAAGGACGUUCUGUAUUUCUUAGACGUCUCUCAGAAGGACUACGUUCUCCUGACUGUGUCUAUGUAUGAAGACAUUGUGUCAGGAAAGAUCAGUUUAUAAACAUUUAAAGACAAGUUAAUUCAGGAAUACUGACGGGGCAUCUUCAGAGAGUGACCCCGCGUUAUUUAACUGCAGACCCUCAAAAAACAGCUGUAGCUACCUGGAACCUCUUCUCACAGUGUGCAUAUGCCAGCAUUUCAGAACAACAUUUUUACUUUUUUUUUUUUUUACUGCUUUUAUUUUACUGUAAAUUACUUUUAACUGUAAAUGUUCAAAUACUGGCCACACCCUUUAUUUACCUCAACCACAAAGAGAAGAAGACCAUCCUAAGAGACAGGUUUAUACUGGAAACAUAUCUCUCUAAUCCUCCCUGUUUUGUACAGUAAAUAUUUUUGAUCAGAUUGUUUUAGUGAACCUCUCUGCGCUGUGAUCUGUUCAUGUUUUACUGUGCUGUUGAUGCAAAUAGUUCCUAUGUGUUUACCUGCUGUCUUGAUAAAUUCAGUAGCAUUUAUCAUAUCAGGGUUAAUUCAGUCAGUAUAACAGCAGUCAGGCCAGACCACUCUUACUGCUCCCAUUUUCUCUUUUUAAUAGAAACACUGUUUUUAUUCACUUAUUGUUUCCACUUUACUACUUAUUAAAAGCUGUUAAUGGAGCUCAACGCUGCACCCGUCACAUUAAAGAGAAAUGUGCAUGUUGAAAUGUCACUUUUAGGAGUGGGCUUCCCUGGCUCUGUCACAGUGCACUGUGAAAUAGUGAUUCUCCCCCAACUCUAUAUCUUACAGGUUCCCCCUUAUUGGUGAACGUUCUAGGCCGUUUACAGUGCCUGGGAUGCCAAGCAGGCUCAAAACUUGGAUCCAUAUUUACUGUAGUUGAGCGUGUCCUACCAGCUCUCUCUCCCUCCUGCAGCAUUCACUGCUUUAGAGUACAUGAUCCCUCCUUUUCCUGGCUGAGUUUCAUUGACCUAGCUUUAUGCUGUUCAAACAAACAAACAAACAAGUGACUGCAUUAUUUAGUCAGUGAAAACAGUGUUUCAGUUGAGAAUGAGAACCAAAGACCAGCAGAGUGGCAUGACAUGACUCUGUUGCUGCACUGAUGGAAAAGGAUAUUAUACUGAAUUCAUGAAUCUGGCCUUUGUUUGUUUAUUUAAGAAUUUAUGUUAUUUACCUUACCAAACAGAUACACUGCAACUUUUUAAGUAUAAAGUAACAUUAAUAUAAAAAAAACCUUAGCAUAAAGAGGUAACAGUACUAAAAAUGUAACUGUUUUGUUCUCUAUGUUGUAGCUUUAUAGCAAGUCUUAAGUUUAAAACUG